AUGCCAACAACAGAAAAACCAACAACAGAAAAGCCAACAACAGAAACGCCAACAACAGAAGAAGACACAACAGAAAAAACAACAACAGAAAAAUUAACAACAGAAAAAACAACCACAGAGGAAGUCACAACAGAAGAAGACACAACAGAAAAACCAACAACCGAAGCAGACACAACAAAAGAAGACAUAACAGAAAGAGACACAACAGAAAAAUCAACAGCACAAGAAAAAACCACAGAAGAACCCACAACAGAAACAGGCACAACAAACGAAGUCACAGCCGCAGAAGACACAACGCAAAAAGAAACAUCAGAAGAAGUUACAACAGAAGAAGACACAACAGAAGAAUACACAACAGGAAAAACAACAACAGAAAAACCAACCACAGAAGAAUACACAACAGAAGAAAGCACAACAGAAGAAUACACAAUAGAAGAAAGCACAACAGAAGAAAGCACAACAGAAGAAUACACAACAAAAGAAAGCACAACAGAAGAAUAUACAACAGAAAAACCAACCACGGAAGAAUAUACUACAGAAGAAAGAACAACAGAAGAAAGCACAACAGAAGAAAGCACAACAGAAGAAAGCACAACAGAAGAAAACACAACAGAAGAAAGCACAACAGAAGAAUAUACAACAGAAAAACCAACCACGGAAGAAUACACAACAGAAGAAAGCACAACAGAAGAAAACAGAACAGAAGAAAGCACAACAGAAGAAAGCACAACAGAAGAAAACACAACAGAAGAAAGCACAACAGAAGAAUAUACAACAGAAAAACCAACCACGGAAGAAUACACAACAGAAGAAAGCACAGCAGAAGAAUACACAACAGAAAAACCAACCACGGAAGAAUAUACUACAGAAGAAAGAACAACAGAAGAAAGCACAACAGAAAACCAAACCACGGAAGAAUACACAACAGAAGAAAGCACAACAGAAGAAAACACAACAGAAGAAUACACAACAAAAGAAAGCACAACAGAAGAAACGAUAGAAGAAUAUACAACAGAAGAGGACACAACAGAAAAACUAACAACACACGAAGACACAACCGAAGAAGACACAACAGAAGAAGAAACAACAGAAGAGGACACAACAGAAGCAUACACAACAGAAGAAGAUACAACAGAAAAACCAACAACAGACGAAGAAAACACAACCGAAGAAGACACAACAGAAGAAAGCACAAAAGAAGAAUAUACAACAGAAAAACCAACCACGGAAGAAUACACAACAGAAGAAUACACAACAAAAGAAAGCACAACAGAAGAAACGACAGAAGAAUAUACAACAGAAGAGGACACAACUGAAAAACUAACAACACACGAAGACACAACCGAAGAAGACACAACCGAAGAAGACACAACAGAAGAAGACACAACAGAAGAAAACACAACAGAAGAAGUAACAACAGAAAAAAGCACAACUGAAGAAGAAACAAUAGAAAAUGCAACAACAGAAAAAUCAACAACAGAAGAGGACACAACAGCAGAAUACAUAACAGAAGAGGACGCAACAGUAGAGGACACAACAGAAGAAGUCACAGCAGAAGAGAACAUAACAGAAGAAUACACAACCGAAGAAGAAACAACAGAAAAACUAACAACAGGCGAAGACACAACCGAAGAAGACACAACCGAAGAGAACACAACAGAAGAAUACACAGCUGAAGAAGAAACAACACAAAAAGAAACAACAGAAGAAGUCACAACAGAAAAACCAACAACAGAAAAACCAAGAACAGGCGAAGACACAACCGAAGAAGACACAACCGAAGAAAGCACAGCUGAAGAAGAAACAAUAGAAAAUGCAACAACAGAAAAAUUAACAACAGAAGAGGACACAACAGAAGAAUACAUAACAGAAGAGGAUACAACAGUAGAGGACACAACAGAAGAAGUCACAACAGAAGAGAACACAACAGAAGAAUACACAACCGAAGAAGAAACAACAGAAGAAGUCACACCAGAAAAACCAACAAAAGAAAAACUAACAACAGGCGAAGACACAACCGAAGAAGACACAACCGAAGAGAACACAACAGAAGAAUACACAGCUGAAGAAGAAACAACACAAAAUGAAACAACAGAAGAAGUCACACCAGAAAAACCAACAACAGGCGAAGACACAACCGAAGAAGACACAACAGAAGAAGACACAACAGAAGAGGACACAACAGAAGAAAACACAACAGAAGAAGUAACAACAGAAAAAAGCACAACUGAAGAAGAAACAAUAGAAAAUGCAACAACAGAAAAAUCAACAACAGAAGAGGACACAACAGCAGAAUACAUAACAGAAGAGGACGCAACAGUAGAGGACACAACAGAAGAAGUCACAGCAGAAGAGAACAUAACAGAAGAAGAAACAACAGAAAAAGAAACAACAGAAGAAGUCACACAAGAAAAACCAACAACAGAAAAACCAACAACAGAAAAACCAACAACAGGCGAAGACACAACCGAAGAAGACACAACCGAAGAAAGCACAGCUGAAGAAGAAACAAUAGAAAAUGCAACAACAGAAAAAUCAACAACAGAAGAGGACACAACAGAAGAGGACACAACAGAAGAAUACAUAACAGAAGAAGACACAACAGAAAACCAAACAAUAGAGAAGAACACAAUAGAAGAAGAAACGACAGAAUACCCAACAGAAGAUGACUCAACUAGAGAAAAUAGAACAGAAGCAGACAUAACAGAAGAAGACGUAACAGAAGAAGACAUAACAUCAGAAGACACAACUGAAGAAGAAGAUACAACAGAAGAGUACACAACAGAAGAAGAAGCAAUAGAAGAAGACAUAGCAGAAGACGGCAAGAUAGAAGAAGGCCCAACAGAAAAAGUCAAAGAAGAAGAAUACACAACAGAUGAAAACACAACAGCCGAGGACUCAUCAGAGAAACCAAAAUCAGAGGAAGACACAUCGAAAGAAAUAGCCACAGAGACACCCAAAUCAGAAGAACACAUAUCGCAGGAAGCACCUGACGGGGCACCUUUCUUCGAAGGACACAUAUCAAAGGAAGAACCCAACGAGACACCAAAAUCAGAAGAAGACACAUCGACAGAAGAACAAAAAGAGAAACCAAAAUCAGAGGAAGACACAUCGAAAGAAAAAGCCACAGAGACACCCAAAUCAGAAGAACACACAUCGCAGGAAGCACCUGACGGGGCACCUUUCUUCGAAGGACACAUAUCAAAGGAAGAACCCAACGAGACACCAAAAUCAGAAGAAGACACAUCGCAGGAAGCACCUGACGGGGCACCUUUCUUCGAAGGACACAUAUCAAAGGAAGAACCCAACGAGACACCAAAAUCAGAAGAAGACACAUCGCAGGAAGCACCUGACGGGGCACCUUUCUUCGAACCACACAUAUCAAAGGAAAAACCCAACGAGACACCAAAAUCAGAAGAAGACACAUCGACAGAAGAACAAAAAGAGAAACCAAAAUCAGAGGAAGACACAUCGAAAGAAAAAGCCACAGAGACACCCAAAUCAAAAGAACACACAUCGCAGGAAGCACCUGACGGGGCACCUUUCUUCGAAGGACACAUAUCAAAGGAAGAACCCAACGAGACACCAAAAUCAGAAGAAGACACAUCGACAGAAGAACAAAAAGAGAAACCAAAAUCAGAGGAAGACACAUCGAAAGAAAAAGCCACAGAGACACCCAAAUCAGAAGAACACACAUCGCAGGAAGCACCUGACGGGGCACCUUUCUUCGAAGGACACAUAUCAAAGGAAGAACCCAACGAGACACCAAAAUCAGAAGAAGACACAUCGCAGGAAGCACCUGACGGGGCACCUUUCUUCGAAGGACACAUAUCAAAGGAAGAACCCAACGAGACACCAAAAUCAGAAGAAGACACAUCGACAGAAGAACAAAAAGAGAAUCCAAAAUCAGAGGAAGACACAUCGAAAGAAAAAGCCACAGAGACACCCAAAUCAGAAGAACACACAUCGCAGGAAGCACCUGACGGGGCACCUUUCUUCGAAGGACACUUAUCAAAGGAAGAACCAAACGAGACACCAAAAUCAGAAGAAGACACAUCGACAGAAGAACAAAAAGAGAAUCCAAAAUCAGAGGAAGACACAUCGAAAGAAAAAGCCACAGAGACACCCAAAUCAGAAGAACACACAUCGCAGGAAGCACCUGACGGGGCACCUUUCUUCGAAGGACACUUAUCAAAGGAAGAACCAAACGAGACACCAAAAUCAGAAGAAGACACAUCGCAGGAAGAACUUGCAUGGGGACCUAAAUUACCCGAGUUCAUAUCCAAGGAAGAACCUGCAGAGAAACUUAAAUCAGAAGAGCACACAUCGAAGGAAGAACCAAACGAGACACCAAAAUCAGAAGAAGACACAUCGCAGGAAGAACUUGCAUGGGGACCUAAAUUACCCGAAUUCAUAUCCAAGGAAGAACCUGCAGAGAAACUUAAAUCAGCAGAACACACAUCGCAGGAAGCACCUGACGGGGCACCUUUCUUCGAAGGACACAUAUCAAAGGAAGAACCCAACGAGACACCAAAAUCAGAAGAAGACACAUCGCAGGAAGCACCUGACGGGGCACCUUUCUUCGAACCACACAUAUCAAAGGAAAAACCCAACGAGACACCAAAAUCAGAAGAAGACACAUCGACAGAAGAACAAAAAGAGAAACCAAAAUCAGAGGAAGACACAUCGAAAGAAAAAGCCACAGAGACAGCCAAAUCAGAAGAACACACAUCGCAGGAAGCACCUGACGGGGCACCUUUCUUCGAAGGACACAUAUCAAAGGAAGAACCCAACGAGACACCAAAAUCAGAAGAAGACACAUCGCAGGAAGCACCUGACGGGGCACCUUUCUUUGAAGGACACAUACCAAAGGAAGAACACAACGAGACACCAAAAUCAGAGGACACAUCGACCGAAGAACCAACAGAGGAACCUAAAUGA
Messenger RNA from Drosophila persimilis, 4941 nucleotides. RefSeq names its product titin-like. Lineage: Eukaryota; Metazoa; Arthropoda; Insecta; Diptera; Drosophilidae. The record is from RefSeq and is a predicted model, not a curated record. Bases 1 to 4941 code for a protein of 1646 amino acids. The transcript has 4 exons.